This is a messenger RNA of Prunus armeniaca (apricot), 198 nucleotides long. NCBI's taxonomy places the organism in Eukaryota, Viridiplantae, Streptophyta, Magnoliopsida, Rosales, Rosaceae. The record is from the annotation of a GenBank genome assembly.
AUGACCUUUGCAAUUCAGUUCAAAGAAAGGUACGUACGGGAGGCUAAUGCAAGCGAAAAACUAAUUCAAGUACGGCUUGCUGCAAAAGGAUGGCAGCGGAAACUUGAUCCCAGGUACAAUGUGAUGCAAACACUGCUUCUCAAAGCUGACUGGGCAAAGUCCCUAUCCUACACGAUUGAAGGGCUAAUGGCUUCAUAA